Saccharomyces paradoxus is the source of this 2085-nucleotide messenger RNA. RefSeq names its product long-chain fatty acid-CoA ligase FAA4 (gene FAA4). Gene Ontology annotation, cellular component: endoplasmic reticulum; plasma membrane; lipid droplet. The record is from RefSeq and is a predicted model, not a curated record. Gene Ontology annotation, molecular function: long-chain fatty acid-CoA ligase activity. Lineage: Eukaryota; Fungi; Ascomycota; Saccharomycetes; Saccharomycetales; Saccharomycetaceae. Bases 1 to 2085 code for a protein of 694 amino acids. The transcript has a single exon. Gene Ontology annotation, biological process: long-chain fatty-acyl-CoA metabolic process; long-chain fatty acid metabolic process.
AUGACCGAGCAGUAUUCCGUUGCAGUUGGCGAAGCCGCCAAUGAGCACGAAACCGCUCCAAGAAGAAAUAUCAAGGUCAAAGACCAGCCUUUGGUCAGACCUAUAAACUCCUCCGCAUCCACACUGUACGAAUUUGCCCUGGAAUGUUUUACCAGAGGUGGCAAGAGAGACGGUAUGGCAUGGAGAGAUAUUAUAGAAAUACACGAAACGAAAAAAACCAUAGUCAAGAGGGUCGAUGGUAAGGAUAAGCCCAUCGAAAAAACAUGGUUGUACUACGAACUGACUCCUUACAUAACCAUGACCUAUGAGGAAAUGAUUGGCGUGAUGCACGACAUUGGGCGUGGGCUGAUAAAGAUUGGUGUUAAACCUAACGGAGAAAAUAAAUUCCACAUCUUUGCCUCCACUUCCCAUAAAUGGAUGAAAACUUUCCUUGGUUGCAUGUCGCAAGGUAUUCCCGUAGUCACCGCAUACGACACAUUGGGUGAAAGCGGUUUGAUUCACUCCAUGGUGGAAACGGAUUCCGUCGCCAUUUUCACGGAUAACCACCUGUUGUCCAAAUUAGCAGUUCCUUUGAAAACCGCCAAGGACAUAAAAUUCGUCAUUCACAACGAACCCAUAGAUCCUAAUGAUAAAAGACAAAACGGUAAGCUUUACAAAGCUGCCAAGGAUGCUGUUGACAAAAUCAGAGAAGUGAGACCAGACAUAAAAAUCUACAGUUUUGAUGAAAUUAUUGAGAUAGGUAAAAAGGCCAAAGACGAGGUUGAAUUGCAUUUCCCAAAGCCGGAAGAUCCGGCUUGUAUCAUGUACACUUCUGGUUCAACUGGUACACCAAAGGGUGUGGUAUUGACACAUUACAACAUCGUAGCUGGUAUUGGUGGUGUGGGUCACAGUGUUAUCGGAUGGAUUGGCCCAACAGACCGUAUCAUCGCAUUUUUGCCGUUGGCUCAUAUUUUUGAAUUGACCUUUGAAUUCGAAGCGUUCUACUGGAAUGGUGUUCUGGGGUACGCCACUGUCAAGACUUUGACGCCGACUUCCACACGUAAUUGCCAAGGUGACCUGAUGGAGUUUAAACCUACGAUAAUGGUGGGUGUCGCUGCAGUUUGGGAAACAGUGAGAAAAGGUAUCUUGGCUAAGAUCAACGAGUUGCCUGGUUUGUCUCAGAAGAUUUUUUGGACUGUCUAUGCUUUGAAAGAAAGAAAUAUACCAUGCAGCGGCUUGUUAAGUGGGUUGAUCUUCAAGAGGAUCAGAGAAGCCACUGGUGGAAAUUUGAGAUUUAUUCUGAACGGUGGGUCUGCAAUCAGUAUAGAUGCCCAAAAAUUCCUUUCCAACGUCCUGUGUCCGAUGCUCAUUGGAUACGGGCUAACUGAGGGUGUGGCUAAUGCCUGUGUCUUAGUGCCUGAACAUUUUGAUUACGGUAUUGCGGGUGACCUUGUUGGGACUAUUACUGCUAAAUUGGUAGAUGUCGAAGAUUUAGGCUAUUUUGCAAAGAAUAAUCAAGGUGAGUUACUCUUAAAGGGUGCACCCAUCUGUUCCGAAUACUAUAAGAAUCCUGAAGAAACUGCUGCGGCCUUUACCGAUGAUGGCUGGUUCCGUACCGGUGAUAUUGCUGAAUGGACCCCCAAAGGACAAAUAAAGAUCAUUGACAGAAAAAAGAACUUGGUCAAGACCUUGAAUGGUGAAUACAUUGCAUUGGAAAAAUUAGAAUCCAUUUACAGAUCAAAUUCUUAUGUCCAAAACAUCUGUGUUUAUGCUGAUGAAAAUAAAGUCAAACCAGUCGGCAUUGUGGUUCCUAACCUGGGACCUUUGUCUAAGCUGGCCAUCCAAUUAGGUAUAAUGGUACCAGGUGAAGAUGUCGAAAGCUAUAUCCAUGAAAAAAAGCUGCAAGAUGCCGUUUGCAAAGAUAUGCUGUCAACUGCCAAAUCCCAAGGCCUAAAUGGUAUUGAAUUAUUAUGUGGUAUUGUUUUCUUCGAGGAAGAAUGGACUCCAGAAAACGGGCUUGUUACAUCCGCCCAAAAAUUAAAGAGAAGAGAUAUUUUAGCCGCUGUCAAGCCAGAUGUGGAAAGAGUUUACAAAGAAAACACUUAA